GUUGCAGAUAAAUAUAGGGAAGUUGGAAGUGCGGAUAAUAUGUCAUACAUUUGGUCUGAAAUUAAACAGGCAAAGGAAGAACAAAGAAGAGAAUUAGUUUUGAAAGGUCCGGAGUUAAAGAAGAAGGUUGAUGAUGCAGACGGGUGUCUUCCUGAUGAUCUUUAUGAACUAUCAUUGCUCAAUUUUCUUGAAGUAAAUUCUUUAGGAGUAAAAUGUUUAAAUCCAAAGUUGGAGAAUUUGCAGAAUUUGUCUCAGUUGUUUCUUAGGCAGAAUUUGUUAACUGAGAUUCCUGCAUGUGCCUGUAAUAUAAUAACACUCAAAAUACUGGAUUUGUCUCAAAAUGCUCUAACUCUACUCCCACAAAAUUUGGGAAAUCUGGUCAAUCUUCAAACACUUAAUGUUGCUCACAAUUCUUUAAGUGAUGUACCUGAAAGUGCAAAAGCUUUGGCAAACCUAGCGGUUUUAGAUAUUUCAACAAACAAGUUUACUGAACUUCCUUACUGUUUGUUUGAACUGCCACUGAGUGCUCGUCUUGCAGAAAUACAUGCAUCACACAAUGCCAUUGAAGAUGUGAAGGAUGAAAUAGAAGAAAUUACAAUGCUAAAAGUUUUUGAUUUGUCCAAUAAUCAACUGAAUGAACUAACAAAGAACAUCGGUUAUUGUUUAAAAUUAAAACAAGUGAACUUUAAAAGCAAUCCACUUAAAGAUAGGAGACUGCGUAAAUUGGUUGACCAAGACAGCUCACAAAAGUCAAUUAUGGAUUACAUUCGUAGCAAAGGACGUCAAAGUAAGAAGAAAGAAAGCAAAUCAAAAAAUGUAAAUGAAAAACAAACCGCUGGUAAAGGGGCAAGAAAAAAGUUAAAGGACCAAAAGGCACAGGAGGCAGAGAAUAUUGAUGAACUGAUAAAAUGCGUUAUUGAAGUUCUUAAAGUUGAAGAACAAUCAACAGCUGUUCCAGAAAACUUCAGGGUGGUGGUAUAUGAAGAAGCAAGAGAGGUUCGACCUUUCAUAGUGUGUUGUAUUCUACGCGGUUUAACUCUUGAUACUGGUGACAAAUACAAAAACUUUAUCACCCUGCAGACAAGACUUCAUGAUGAGGUUUGUGGUAAACGAACUAUUGCCACCAUAGCAACCCAUGAUAUGUCAGCACUUAAAACUUGUUUUGUUGAAUAUGAUGCACAACCACCCAAUACAUUUAAGAUACAUCCACUUGGUCGAAAAGCAGCAGUUGGAGCCCUAGAAUUUUACAAGAGGUUAUGCAGCGAAGCAGAAAAUAUGAGGAAAGAUAAAAAAAGAAAUCAAGUGUCUGGGAUUCAUAAAUAUUUAUCAAUGCUGAAAGAUCAGGAGCAAUUUGCAUUUCUUCGAAGAAGUUCAGAUGAUUGCAUUAUAUCUCUUCCACCAUUAACCAACUGUGAUGCAACCAAGAUAUCUCCAGAAUCUACCGAUAUAUUUGUUGAAGUAACUGGCACAAAGUCAUUAAGGUCAUGCAAAGAUGUUCUGGAUGAAUUUUUGAAACGUCUUGUUGAACUUGGAUGUUAUUCAACAGCAAUCAAAACUAAUAAAGAGAAAGACUUCUAUGAUGAUUCUAGUGAUGAGGAAAAUACUGAAAAUCCGAAUCACACGCUCGUGGUACAACAAGUUCGAGUUGAAGAUGAGAAAGGAGACGUGAGGGUGGUGUACCCAGCUAAAACUGAUCUGCUGUUUGAUACAAAAGAAAUCAAAAUUCUUAGAUAUACAGAGAAAUGAAACAUGCACAUCAAUUGGCUUUUGUUUUAAACAGAACUGGUUUCUAAUUUGGGUUUUUGUUGUUGUGGUUAUUGAAAGAGUUUUGUGCAUUAUCUUGGUGCCAUUCACAAAUUCUGUUUUAUGUGGUUAGCACAGACUUUUGUUAAUGAUUCACUAUCCGUUUAUAAUUUAAAGGUAAUUCUGUUAUUUCCUAGGUUUGUUGUGCCUAAUAUUUUUAACUGCUGAACUAAGCUGAAAAGCAAAGAAUGUCAAUUACAGCAUUUUAAAACUGUGAACAUGAUGGAUAAGCAUGAAAUCAUUUCAACCAGAAACCAUUUUUUGAACUAUGCAGCUGGUAUGGUUUUGUUACUGCCAUAAAAUACUGUUGAAUUUCUUACUUUAUAAAAAUUCUACUACUAUGUCAUGAAUAAAUGAUAGAUUUACUUGGGACAAAUUAACAGUUGCACCCAACAAUGGAUUUGAAAG
Molecule: messenger RNA, 2211 nt
Organism: Ciona intestinalis (vase tunicate)
Lineage: Eukaryota; Metazoa; Chordata; Ascidiacea; Phlebobranchia; Cionidae
Product: leucine-rich repeat-containing protein 47-like
Biological process (GO): phenylalanyl-tRNA aminoacylation
Molecular function (GO): phenylalanine-tRNA ligase activity; RNA binding; protein binding
Source: RefSeq, a predicted model, not a curated record